Messenger RNA from Megalopta genalis, 2825 nucleotides. The record is from RefSeq and is a predicted model, not a curated record. NCBI's taxonomy places the organism in Eukaryota, Metazoa, Arthropoda, Insecta, Hymenoptera, Halictidae.
AUCUUUUAUUCACAUUUUUAUUUGAAUUUGUUUUCUUUCUUAGGAACUUCAGGACCUUGGUAGAGAUCCACCGGCGCAAUGCUCUGCUGGUCCUGUAGGAGAUGAUUUAUUCCACUGGCAGGCAACUAUUAUGGGACCACCUGACAGUCCAUAUCAAGGAGGAGUAUUUUUCCUUACAAUUCACUUCCCCACAGAUUACCCAUUCAAACCACCUAAGGUUGCUUUUACAACUAGAAUUUAUCAUCCAAAUAUAAACAGUAAUGGAAGUAUUUGUUUGGAUAUUUUAAGAUCGCAAUGGUCCCCAGCACUCACCAUAUCAAAGGUGUUACUCUCAAUAUGCUCUUUGCUCUGCGAUCCAAAUCCAGAUGACCCUCUGGUACCAGAGAUAGCAAGGUUAUACAAAACUGACAGGGAGAAGUACAAUGAAUUGGCACGUGAAUGGACGCGCAAGUAUGCCAUGUGAUGCGCCAACCUCCGUUGACUUCAACAUCUAAAAACCACCAACAAGCAGCCCCAGCCUAUUGCCACUUAUGCAUCAGCACCGAUUGAAAUUAGUUAUGGCUCGUCUACUUUUAAACUUAAGCCAGUACUUGGGAUCGAAGAGUGCUCAGACAAAUGUGGUCGAUCUGAAAUUAUCCUUCGUCCUGAGAGGCCUGCGAAUAUUGAGACGUUGCCACCCAAUGGCAAUUGAGGCAAUUUUAAAAGGUGGUCACAUAACACUAUAUAUAUAAAUCAGGAAAAACAGAAAACAGAAAAUAUGUCCGCUUUGAUUUUCAUAAAUAAAAAAAACAAAAUGGAAGUAAAAUAUAGGAGAGUGAAAGUAGGAUUUGUAUUUGAAUUUAAUAGUUUAAUUUCUAAUUAUAAUAUGCUUAUGAUACCGUAAUUAUUAUGUACCUACUUUCUCAGUGAAAAUGAAAAAAAAUGGAAAACCUUUGAACUGACAGCACACCAAUUGUUAGUUUUAAACGCAAGUGAGCAAUGUUUGCCCGUCCCUUGGAACGAUGCAGUCACUUUUUUGUAAGACUGGGCUAUAUAUAAAUACUACUGAAACUAUACCUGUAUGUUUUGUUCAAUUAUUAAAAUUCCUUACCUAUCUAACAAAUUCUACGAGUAACUCGAAAUUUUGUGGUUUGGUUCCUCUGUGUGUGUGUAGUAGUUUUAAUUAUGCAUAUAUCGUUCAUCGAUAAAUCGGACUAUACACUAAAAGCUGGAAAAUUCACUGAUGAAAACAGUUAUGCUGCUAGCGUGGAGAUUGUUCUUUACCUAAUCGCGAGUAGAGUAUCUCUACCCGUUUAUGGGUCUAUACUAAUUAACAAAGUUAUUCACGAUAUCUUAUCGGCCCCCGAGAAUUUACAUAUUCUCCCGGGCUUCGUUCACGUACUAUGGAAGAAGUUAUUAUAGUCAUCGAUGUCACUAUUUAUCGAUAAAUGAUGAGAGCGACAUUACAUUUUGUUUGGAUUAUCACGUGAAACGCGUUCGAACCAGGAAAAAGAAUUGUUUCGAUGAGCCGUGGAGUUUGGUCACGGAUUUAUAAAAUCCUCCGACUUCAAUUUUAUAUUAAUGCGUCAUUUAUAAUUAUCAGCAAAGUCAUGCGUCGUACCUUGCGAAUCCACGAUUCGCCUGUCGCUAUAUUUUAUUUGCAUCAAUGCGUUUACUAUUGUUUUGCGUGUAAAUUUUUCCUUUAAGCGAUAACUUUUUAUUAUUAUUAUUAUUAUUAUUACUACUACGAUUAUUAUUAUUAAUAUUAUUAUUAUUACGACUAUUAUUUAGAAUUUGUCUUAAGUUUCCUUGUCAACCACAAUAUAAAACAAAAUAUACGUACCUACACUAUUACGAUCUUUGCAAAGACCUCUACCACCGCGAGCAAAAAUGGCUAACCGUUUUACAUAUAGUAAUUUUAGUCUCUCCGAGUAUACCAAGAUACGUUUUCUUAACGCUAUAUAUUUUUCAUAUAUAUACAUAUAUAUAUAUAUAUAUAAUUAUAACAUAUAUAUACGUAUAUAUAUAUUGUGGCUGAAAAGGAUCGCAGUGAGAUUUCAGGACUACUCCGCCUAAAUCUACCUAAUUACAUUCUAUGAUAACGCGAUGAGAGAGAGAGAGAGAGAGAGAGAGAGAGAUUGCGAAAGUGAGAGAGAGAUUACGUUGUCGAUGUAGCAAUGUAUCGUUCGUCGGUUAUAGUUCGUUUUAAAAAAAAAGUAAUUUAAACAAAAAAAAAAAAAAUGAAAUAAAACGAUGCACCACCUGUCGUUCGGUGCUAGCAAUGUUCUUUCGGCUUCUGAAUCUAGAUAAUGAAUAAAAACUGAUUGAGAGACAUCGUAACGACGCGGUCACUUAAUUAGACAGUAAGCGAACCGAGGAAGGGAAUCAAAAGAGUAAAAGAGAAAAAUGCGGGGAAAGAACAACAAAGCAUUUCGCGUUUGCGAGGGCAUCUUUGAAAUGAAGAUCGGUGCUUAGGUGAAACGAUUAUGGCGAAGCUCGCGGAGCGCGGACAAAUGAAGCCUAGAAAACAGAAAAAAAAGACAAAUCGAUUAGUAUGUAAGACGGCGUAUCACACACUUGUUAAAUGUCGAUUUUGUCUCGUACGAACCUGUAUAUCAUCGCUGUGUAAUGUUAAUUAAUCCACCGAAGUGAGAAACGAGUGAACCGCGCGGCGAACAAACGCAUGCCGAGUACAAUUGAUCAUCGUUCACUUCGAAUAGAGGGAGAAAAACUACUCAUGUGUAAUUAAUUAUUACUAUCGCAAUAAUGAACAUUUUUAAUAACGUAUCUUGUGUACAUUUUAGCAUUAGCCCUUUAUAUAAUAAAUUCCACAUGAUGACAAGCGA